AUGCUUCAGAAUCGGGUUCUCCCUUUCAAUAAAGACGAGGUCAAUUGCCUCUUAGUAACAUUAUCCCAACUUCAUUUUGCAUUUUCUUCUUCAAAUCCUACAGGACUAAGCCUAAGGGCUGUCCUCGAUGAUUCCCCAGAGUCUCCUCUAUACCAUAUUGAAAACCUCACUAGUGCUGAAAGAGGUGGUUCUGAUAAUAUCCGAAUAGGAAUAUUCCGAGAUGGUCUCUUCUAUGUAGUAGGAUUUACAAUAGGAAGCCAACGACACCCAGUGAAGUUGUUGAUGGACAGUGGAGGUGGUCUAAUUUGGACACAAUGUCAACCUUGCAAAAAUUGUUUCCCACGAAAUCUUGGAAUUUAUGAUCCUAGAGUUUCCCGCGGUUAUGGCAUACUGCCAUGCGAUCAUCCUUUCUGCGAUGGUGAUGGUAGAAUCUACAAUUGUGUGAAUGGCGUAUGUGUCUACGACGUUCGAUAUGGUGGUGGAGCCUCCACCAGGGGCGUUGCAUCCUUGGAAGCAUUCCAUUUCCUUAUCGAUCGUUCUAAUAUAAAAACUUUUAAUAAUGUCAUCUUUGGUUGCUCCGAUGACAACCGUGACAUUUUUUUUAAGAAUACUGAUAUUUCAGGCAUCUUCGGAUUAAGCAUGGCUCGGGAUUCAAUGGCAAGCCAAUUUUCUCCUUUAAUUCACGCUCGAUUUUCAUAUUGUUUGGUCCCUUUUAUUGAUGCAAUACCUCGUCCACUUGUCCUAAGGUUCGGAGAGGACAUUCCCCAGCUGCCCCCACAACAUGUUCAAACAACGAUGUUCCUGCCAAAACCAGGAUCCAAUUAUUACGACUUGGAUUUGUUGGACAUAAGUGUUGCAAACCAUCGUCUAGGAUUUCAUCCAUAUACUUUCAGAACCAGGCCAAAUGGCUUAGGUGGUUGCUUCAUAGACUCUGGAGCUUUGUUCUCUGUGAUUGAUUCUGACACCAUUGGGGUCAAUGCUUAUCAAGCAGUGGUAACAGUGUUUGAAGCUUAUUGCGGGUCCGGAGGACUUCGAAGAACAACUGCAGAUCCAAACUUUGGGGUGUGUUAUGAAUAUCCAACUAAUUAUCAUGAUUUUGCAUCAAUAACAUUCCAUUUUAAUGGAGCUGACUACACCGUAGAUGGGCAAUAUGGGCAUUACUUCGGCCGUGGUUAUUUCUGCGUAGCAAUAAUAACGGGAAACUUCGGGACUGUGCUAGGAGCAUGGCAUCAACAAAAUAAGCGCAUCAUUUAUGAUGCUGGGAUUGGUGGACUCCAAUUUGCUGAUGAACAAUGUAUCAAUGAUGUUCUAUGA
This is a messenger RNA of Durio zibethinus, 1314 nucleotides long. Lineage: Eukaryota; Viridiplantae; Streptophyta; Magnoliopsida; Malvales; Malvaceae. The record is from RefSeq and is a predicted model, not a curated record.